AUUCGCCCUGGCUAGCUUGACAGCCUGCCUUGACAGAUCGUGCUUCUGUCAGACCUGCAGUAAACUCACUAAUCUGGUGCUGCUUUCUGCAUUGACAAACAACCACACAGUAACCAGACCUGACUGAAAAUGCUGUCCUACAUCAUUGGUCUGAUCCGAGGAGGCUUUGACAGCAUCGUCAACUUGAUCUUCAGACUUCUCUUCUCCAAAAAGAGAGCAGCCCUCACCUUAGAGGACCCCAACAUUAAGUAUGCACUGCGGCUGCUGGACAAACAGAUUAUCAGCCAUGACACAAGGAAGUUCCGCUUUGCCCUGCCUUCCCCUGAACACAUCCUCGGGCUCCCUGUUGGGCAACACAUCUAUCUGUCUGCGAGGAUAGACGGGAAGCUGGUGGUGCGUCCGUACACGCCAGUCUCCAGUGAUGAUGAUAAGGGCUUUGUGGACUUGGUGGUGAAGAUUUACUUUAAAGAUGUUCACCCUAAGUUCCCCGAGGGUGGGAAGAUGAGUCAGUACUUGGAGAGCCUCCGGAUCAACGACACCAUCGACUUCAGAGGACCCAGUGGGCUUAUUGUUUACAAAGGAAAAGGAGUUUUUGCUAUUCAACCAGAAAAGAAGGAGCCAGCUGAGACCACCACAGCCAAACAUAUCGGCAUGAUCGCUGGAGGGACAGGGAUCACUCCCAUGUUGCAGCUCAUCACAGCUGUGAUGAAAGAUCCAAAGGACCAGACAGUGUGCCACCUGCUGUUUGCCAACCAGACUGAGAAAGACAUCCUGUUGCGACCGGAGUUGGAAGAGAUCCAGGUCAACCACCCGGACCGGUUCAAGCUGUGGUUCACCGUAGACAGAGCACCUGAAGACUGGGAGUACAGCCAAGGCUUCAUCAAUGAAGACAUGGUGAGGGAACACCUGCCGCCUCCCAGUGACGACACCCUCAUCCUGAUGUGUGGACCUCCACCUAUGAUCCAGUUCGCCUGCAUCCCAAACCUGGACAAAGUCGGCCACGCCGCCAGCCGCAGGUUUGCCUUCUAGACGUCUGUCCGCAGCGAGAGAGGGAAGGUGGUUUAGGCAUAUAAGGGCGUCCAGUUAUAAUCUCUACCCUGAAAGCUUUAAAGCACUCGUACAGCUGCAGUGGGUAUUGCACUAUGUAUACUAUAUUUAUGCCGUGAUAUUCAUCAUGCAACAGAAUCACAGCAUGGACCAAUUAAUGUAAUCAGAAAGUGUCAUGGAGGGGGAAGGACUGCUUUGUUUUUGUUUCGGAGUAUGUAGACGAUAUGGAUUCCUGAAAGUGUUUUACACUGUUGGCUUUAAGAAAUGAGGAUGUGUUACAAACAAUAUCAGAAGAGUUGUGAUUUACUGGCUGUUUUCUGAGUGCCUUAACACUUGCAACGUUUUUUUAAAAGUGGCUAUCACUUGCUUCAUUUAUACAGAGUUAUUUCAUUAUUGCUGUUGCAGAUCUGUUUAAAGAUGUCAAUAUUUUGCUAAAACAUGUUGUUGAACGUGACAUGCUUACUGUUAAAAUGUCUCAUGUUAGAA
Centropristis striata (black sea bass) is the source of this 1533-nucleotide messenger RNA. RefSeq names its product NADH-cytochrome b5 reductase 3-like. The coding region runs from base 130 to 1029 and encodes 299 amino acids. The record is from RefSeq and is a predicted model, not a curated record. Gene Ontology annotation, cellular component: mitochondrion. Lineage: Eukaryota; Metazoa; Chordata; Actinopteri; Perciformes; Serranidae. Gene Ontology annotation, molecular function: oxidoreductase activity; FAD binding. The transcript is spliced from 9 exons.